Messenger RNA from Insectozyma verbasci, 1410 nucleotides. Lineage: Eukaryota; Fungi; Ascomycota; Pichiomycetes; Serinales; Debaryomycetaceae. The record is from the annotation of a GenBank genome assembly.
AUGAAGAAAAUAAUCAAUAGAAUAUGUCUAAUAAUAUGCCUAAUAACCAUAUCAAUUAGUUUAUUCAUAAUUAGAAGUCAAUCAUACACUGAAAAACGUAUACCGGACUUAACGGAUGAAAAAAUUACAUCAAAAAUUGAUUCUGUAUUUUAUGAAAAUUGUCAAAAAAUCGAUGUUUCAAGGAAAGCAAAUGCAACAAUAGUGAUGCUAUGUCGGAAUUCGGAGAUUGAUAAAGUAAUACAGUCAAUGAAAUCAUUAGAAGGUCAUUUCAAUCAAUGGUUUAAUUAUCCAUGGACAUUUUUAAAUGAUGAACCAUUUUCUGAAAAUUUUAAACAACAAGUUUCAAAACAUACAAAUGCUAAAAUAGAAUUUGGACUUAUACCAAAAGAACAAUGGGAUUUUCCAAAUUAUUUAAGUAAAGAAGAAUUAGAUGAGAAUUUUCAAUAUCAAUCAGAUAGAACAAUAUUAUAUUCAAAUCUCGAAUCAUAUCAUAAAAUGUGUAGAUAUUAUUCUGGUGCAUUUUUUAAACAUCCUUUAAUUUCAAAAUAUAAAUGGUAUUGGAGAGUAGAACCAAAUGUAAAAUUUCAUUGUGAUUUAACUUAUGAUCCAUUUAUUGAAAUGGAGGAAAAGAAUAAAAAAUAUGGAUUUAAUAUUAUACUAUCAGAAUUAUAUUAUACAACUCCAAAUUUGUUUAGACAAGUUAGGAAAUACAUCCAAAUUAAAAAAAUUCAAGUUAAAGAUACAUGGAAAUUACUCACAUUUAAUCUGAAAUGGACUACUAGUGACACUAAAUAUUUAGAUAAACCUGAAAAGGAUGAAAUUUUACGAGAAAUUCAAGAUCAGAUAUAUAUAAAGAAAUUCUUGGAAUUGAAAGAGAAACCAAAAGAAACUGAAAUGAUUGAUCAAAUAAUUAGAAGGAGUAAAGAAAUGCCAUAUUUACAUGAAGAUAGAAUAAAUUUACAAGAUUUUAAUUUAUGUCAUUUUUGGUCUAAUUUUGAAAUUGCAAGAGUUGAUUUAUUUUCAGAUAAUGAAUAUCAAGAUUUUUUUAACUUUUUAGAUGAAAGUGGUGGUUUUUAUAAAGAAAGAUGGGGCGAUGCUCCAAUACAUUCAUUAUAUGUUGGAAUGAAAUUAAAUUUAAAUGAAUUACAUUAUUUUCGAGAUAUUGGUUAUCAACAUGAUAUAUUUUCUCAUUGUCCAAGAGAUUCAGUAGUUGGUUGUAAUUGUAAUUGUCCAAAUUGGCCAGAACCUGAAAUUGAAUUAUCUAAAUGUAUGAGUUAUUGGGUAAAAUAUACUAGUGAUGAUUAUAAAGACAAACCAGUCAUCGAUGUUGAAUAUUGGGAAAACAAAUUGACCAAAAAAAUAGAGAAACAUUUAAGAGAAGGAGGUAAAUAUGGGCAAAAUUUGAUAUAA